UGGGUUAGUUAUAAAGACGACCUUUCCAAUAGAUUGCUCUAUCAAGGACCUUUACCAGGAUUUCAACACAUUGCAUGUGUACAGUACAGUAUACAGUACAGAGCAACGGUAGCUAGCUACUAUACUCAAGACGAAGCAAUGGGAGGCAAGAAGAAGCGAGGAGCUAAAGCGAAGGCGCCACCUAAAGACUACAGUGAUAUGUUAAACCCUCCAGAGAGCAAGGAGGAUUAUGUGGAGGAACUAGAAGAUUUAGAGUUGUCUGAUGACAAGACUGACCAGGCUCUAGUGACACACCAACCGCCUGCACAAGAAGAGGAGAUAGCCACUCCAGUAGCAGCAUCACUUCAAGAGCCGGCAGACGAGGAUGCAGGAGCAAUAGGGUCGGUGGGUGCGACUGGUCCACUAGAUGAUGGUGAUGAGGUACCAAAAGAAAAGAAAAUGACAAGAAAAGAACUGAAGAAGCUCAAGAAGAAAGAGGAGUUUGAUCGUAGAAUGGCAGCAGAGGAGGCCACCUCUCAGUUCUCAGUGUCCCAGCGUGAGGCGAGGCAGAGAGACGCUCUCCUGGUCAGCACAACAGAUAUUAAGGUCGAGAAGUUCUCUAUAUCAGCUGCUGGCAAGACACUGUUCAGUAACGCUGACCUACUCAUCACUGCUGGCAGGAGAUAUGGACUAGUAGGGCCAAAUGGGAUGGGCAAGACAACACUGCUCAACCACAUCGCUGAGCGUAAACUGACCAUCCCCCCCAACAUAGACGUGCUUCUGUGUGAGCAGGAAGUGGUGGCCAAUGACACUCCAGCAUUCAAUGCUGUCCUCAAUGCUGACAAGAAGCGACUUGCUCUCCUACAGGAGGAGAAAGAUCUAAUGGCAGCAGGAGAGGCCGGGGAUGAUUCAGGCUCAGAUAGACUGCAGCAGGUUCAUGUAGAGCUGGAUGCUAUUGGAGCGUACUCUGCUGAGGCACGUGCUCGACGUAUACUAGCUGGCCUUGGGUUCACUGUGGAGAUGCAAGCACGAGCCACACGCAAGUUCUCAGGAGGUUGGAGAAUGAGGGUCUCUUUAGCAAGGGCUUUGUUCAUGGAGCCCACUCUGCUCAUGUUGGAUGAGCCGACUAACCAUCUAGACCUCAAUGCAGUCAUCUGGUUGGACAGCUAUCUGCAGAGCUGGAAGAAGACAUUGUUAGUGGUCUCUCAUGACCAGAACUUCCUCAAUGAUGUGUGUACUGAUGUCAUGCAUCUUGACAAUCAGAAGCUAUCCUACUAUCGUGGCAACUACAAUGCCUUCAAGAAGAUGUAUGGGCAGAAGUUCAAGGAAAUGGAGAAAGCGUAUGACAAACAAGAGAAGAUGUUGAAGAGCCUCAAAGCUCAUGGAAAGUCUAAGAUAUCUGCUGAAGCUACCACUAAAGAUGUCCAAACCAAGAAGAAGAAAGUGACUGGAAAGAGGGCAGUUGUUGAGGAAGAAGAUGAUGGUCCAGUAGAGCUGCUCAGUAAACCCAGGGAGUAUCAGGUCAAGUUCUCCUUCCCCAACCCCCCUCCCCUCAACCCCCCCAUACUAGGGGCCUAUGAUGUCAAGUUUGGCUACCCUACUCAACCAACUUUGUUCACUUCCCUCAACUUUGGAAUCAGCAUGGACACAAGAGUGGCUGUGGUGGGACCAAAUGGUGUGGGCAAGUCAACAUUUCUCAACCUCCUCAUUGGACGACUAGAUCCAUUGGAUGGAGAGGUGAGAAGAAACCACAGACUGCGUAUUGGAGUGUAUAACCAGCAUGCUGCAGAUCAGCUGGAGCUAGCAGAGUCACCCUCCGAGUACCUCAUGCGGAAGUUCAAUGUGCCCUACCAGCUCUCCCGGAAGACUCUUGGUCGCUAUGGGUUACCAGGACACGCCCAUACCAUCAAGAUACGAGAUCUGUCAGGAGGUCAGAAAGCUCGAGUUGUGUUUGCUGAGCUGGCACUGAUGGAACCUGACAUCCUUAUCCUAGAUGAGCCUACAAACAAUUUGGACAUUGAAUCCAUUGAUGCUCUAGCAGAAGCCAUCAAUGAAUUCACUGGAGGUGUUAUCUUGGUGAGUCACGAUGCUCGGCUGAUCCAGGAGACGUCAUGUCAGCUGUGGGUAAUUGAGGAGGCAACAAUCAACGAAAUAGAUGGUGACUUUGAUGACUACAAGAAGGAGGUCCUCCAAUCACUGGGAGAGCUGGUGGAAUGAACACUCAAUCAACACACACACUCUCUCAUUAUUAUGGACAAUGGACAAUCAAUUUAUUAAUUAUGGACAAUUUACUUUCUUAAGUUAUUAUCGUGACGUGUCUGCUUGUGCAUAACGUGUUGCCAUUAAUUAACUUGUUACAAGUCUUUAAA
This is a messenger RNA of Halichondria panicea, 2348 nucleotides long. RefSeq names its product ATP-binding cassette sub-family F member 1-like. The record is from RefSeq and is a predicted model, not a curated record. Gene Ontology annotation, molecular function: ATP hydrolysis activity; ATP binding. Lineage: Eukaryota; Metazoa; Porifera; Demospongiae; Suberitida; Halichondriidae. The transcript has 17 exons. The coding region runs from base 139 to 2196 and encodes 685 amino acids.